Molecule: messenger RNA, 2828 nt
Organism: Fukomys damarensis (Damara mole-rat)
Lineage: Eukaryota; Metazoa; Chordata; Mammalia; Rodentia; Bathyergidae
Gene: Ap1g2
Product: adaptor related protein complex 1 subunit gamma 2
Exons: 19
Coding region: 270-2753 (827 amino acids)
Biological process (GO): receptor-mediated endocytosis; intracellular protein transport; Golgi to vacuole transport
Cellular component (GO): Golgi apparatus; AP-1 adaptor complex; membrane coat
Molecular function (GO): clathrin-cargo adaptor activity
Source: RefSeq, a predicted model, not a curated record
UUGGGGUGCAGUGUCGUCCAACCCAAGCUCUCUGAGGCUUUGAUGACCAUGAGAAUGUAAAAAGCAGAUUCAUCUUAACGGCUCCGCGCCCCUACACCGUACCACAGCUCCACACCCUAAAGCGGCCCGAGGUCGGCAGGCUCACUAGGGCGGGUCCCGUGGUGGAGGCGGGGAGAGGGAAGGACCAGAUCAAGCGCCAGCGCCUACUGGGCCCUGCACCAGGAAGCGCUGGAGGUUAGAGAAGCACAAUUCAAACAGGAGACAGAACGAUGGUGUCUUCGCUGAAGCUUCACGACCUCAUCGAGGAGAUUCGCGGGGCCAAGACUCAGGCCCAGGAACGGGAGGUGAUCCAAAAGGAGUGCGCCCAUAUCCGGGCGUCCUUCCGUGAUGGGGACCCCUUGCAGAGGCACCGCCAGCUGGCCAAACUGCUCUACGUCCACAUGUUGGGCUACCCCGCCCACUUUGGACAGAUGGAGUGCCUGAAACUAAUCGCCUCCCCCCGAUUCAUAGACAAGAGGGUGGGCUACCUGGGAGCUAUGCUUCUGUUGGAUGAGAGGCAUGAUGCCCACCUGCUCAUUACCAACAGCAUCAAGAAUGACCUGAGCCAGGGGAUUCAGCCAGUUCAAGGCUUGGCUCUGUGCACUCUGGGCACCAUGGGCUCUGCUGAGAUGUGCCGGGACCUGGCCACAGAGGUGGAGAAGCUGCUCCUGCAGCCAGGCUCCUAUGUACGCAAAAAGGCUAUUCUGACUGCAGUGCACAUGGUCCGGAAAGUCCCUGAGCUCUCUGAUAUCUUCCUUCCACCUUGUGCCAAACUGCUUCGAGAGCACCACCAUGGCAUCCUGCUGGGCACCAUCACCCUGAUCAUGGAGCUCUGUGAAAGAAGCCCUGCUGCCCUCAGGCACUUUCGAAAGGUGGUACCCAAACUGGUGCACAUCCUCCGAACUCUGGUGACAACGGGGUACUCCACAGAGCACAGCAUAUCUGGAGUCAGUGACCCUUUUCUGCAGGUCCAGAUACUUCGUCUGCUUCGGAUCCUGGGCCGGAACCACGAGGAAAGUAGCGAGACCAUGAAUGACUUGCUGGCCCAGGUGGCCACCAACACAGACACCAGCCGGAACGCUGGCAGUGCAGUCCUGUUCGAGACAGUGCUCACCAUCAUGGACAUCUGCUCUGCAGCUGGCCUACGGGUUCUAGCUGUCAACAUUCUCGGCCGCUUCCUGCUUAACAGUGAUAAGAACAUCAGGGCAGAUCGUCAGGGCUGUUGGCCACGGCACAACAGAGUCUUUUCCACCCUGGGCAGGUACGUGGCCCUGACGUCGUUGCUGAGGCUGGUACAGUCUGAUCACAGUGCUGUGCAGCGACAUCGGCCCACUGUGGUGGAAUGUCUGCAGGAAAGUGAUGCCUCCCUCAGCCGGCAGGCCUUGGAGCUGAGCCUGGCUCUGGUGAACAACUCCAAUGUGCGAGCCAUGACACAGGAGCUGCAGGCCUUUCUUGAGUCCUGCCCCCCAGAUCUGCGGUCUGACUGUGCUUCAGGCAUCCUGCUGGCUGCAGAGAGGUUCGCUCCAACCAGGCGGUGGCAUAUAGACACCAUCCUGCAUGUGCUGACAACGGCAGGUACCUAUGUGCGGGAUGACGCCGUGGCCAACCUGACCCAGCUGAUUGGAAGUGCACAGGAGCUACAUGCUUACUCUGUGCGCCGCCUCUACCAGGCACUGGUGGAGGACAUCUCUCAGCAACCACUGGUGCAAGUGGCCGCCUGGUGCAUAGGGGAGUAUGGGGACUUCCUGCUGGAGAACUGUGAGGAAACUGAACCCCUUCAGGUAGAAGAGGAGGAGGUACUGGCGCUACUGGAAAAGGUGCUACAGUCCCCUAUGUCCCUGCCAGCCACCCGUGGAUAUGCCCUCACAGCCCUCAUGAAGCUCAGCACCCGGCUCCCGGGAGACACCAACCGCAUCCGCCAGGUGGUGUCCAUCUACGGGAGCUGUCUGGACGUGGAGUUGCAGCAGCGGGCUGUGGAGUAUAAUGUGCUCUUCCAGAAGUAUGACCACAUGAGGGCCGCCAUCCUUGAAAAGAUGCCUCUUGUGGAGCAUGGUGGCUCUCGGGCUGAUGAAGAAGCCAAAGAAAGCAGAGAAGACACAGCCCCUGUCCCCACAGAGCCCCAGACAUCAAAGCUCUUGGAUCUGCUAGAUCUCCUGCACGAAGCUCCUGGGGACACCCAGCAGCCACCCUCUCUGACUCCCUCCCCAGAGGGUGCCCUAGUACGCUUCCUUGAUCUUCCCUGUGCACCUCCACCCCCAGGUAAACCUCAGCAAAGGGGAGAGAGAGGUCUUACGAGAUGGGUAGAAAUGUGCUUUCUCCUUUGGAACCACAGACUGCAGCUCAUGUAUCCCCCUCCUGUGUGCCCCCCAAUCCAGAUCACCCUAUCUUAUAGGUUAAAGGGUUCAUUUGAUCAUGCCAAUCCCCUUUGGCCACUCUUCAGUGUCUUCCUUUGUUCAGACUUCUUCCCCGUGCCACAGGGCCCUGCUACCUCCCCAACCCGUUUCAUACUACUUUCCCCGUGCCCACUUCCUCAGUUCCUCAAACCCUCCCACCUCAAGCUCUUGGCAUUUCUUGUUUUGUCUCUGUUAAAUGUCAGUUGCCCUCCCCUGCUGUUCCUAUUUAAGCUAGUUCUUCCUAGUUAUCUCACUCAUAGUACCCAUUACCACCCUGAUUGUCUUGUUUCGGUUUUGCUUAUACUCCACGCCCCCGACUAGGCUGUCAGCUCCAACUUUUUUUUUUUUCAAUUGCUAUUUCAUUGCUGAGGAUUGAACUUAGGGCCUCAUGAAUGC